UCUUUCGCGCCUUUUCACUCUUGACACCAAGGAAGCGUUGAACCAUUUCGGCUGUCAUUACAUUUGUGGGUUGCGUUUGAUCAGUUGUGUUCGCUUGUAUUAACACCAAAAGCUAAAACCAAAUUAUUUUCAAAAUGUCGAAUAUGAAACGUGCUAUUAAGACAGGAAAUAUGUAUCAUCGGGCGAAUAAAUAUUCGAUAUUGAGUCCAUCACGCCAAGACCAGCAGGAGGCAAGCUCAAGUCGACACAACGUAGAGGAAUUUAGUGCCGCAUAUGAAUGGCAAAAUGAAUACAGGGUUUUCGAGGAUUAUAUAGACAUGUUCAGCGAGUUGUUGAUUCGUUCGGGCAUAUAAUUGACACUUUCAGCGAGAUAUUGAAUUGUUCGUAAGCAGGCGUUGACAAGUUCAGCAAUUCUGUAGUGUUGUCAUUUGUUUUGUUUACACACUGUGCCGCAGGGUUCAAUUUUUCAUUCUGAAAAGUCCUAAAAGUAGCUAAUAAUCAUUCUCCAAGCUGUUUAAUUCAUGAAUUAGUUAAAACAAACAUAUUUUUACGAAAACCGUUUGUUUACCUUCUGAUGAGAAUGAUCCAAGCUGCAGUCCAAGGGGUACGAAAGUGACAGCUCUAUAGUAUCGCCGAACUUGUCAACGCCUGCUUCCGAACAAUUCAAUAUCUCGCUGAAAGUGUCAAUUAUAUGCCCGAACGAAUCAACAACUCGCUGAACACGUCAAUAAUAUCAUUGAAAACCCUGUAUGAUGAUGCAAUGGAGGAUGGCCAUCAGGAUACCGUGCAGCACGAUGAAGGGGAUUCUGUGCAGGAUGGCGAUGCAAACUUCACGGAUGAUAGCGAUGUCGAAGCUGGUAGUGCGUUAAAUAUUGAUAAUAUGUCUAUAGAGGAUGGGAUACGAUAUUGGGCACUAUCGAAUAAUCAAACCCAUCAGUCGAUAAAUAUGGUGCUGCGUCUGUUCAAAAAAACAGGCGUGAAAGUACCGGCAUCUGCUAAAACGCUGCUUAAAACUAAACGAAAUCCAUCAUCGGAGAUAAAGGAUAUCGAUGGUGGACAAUUUUGGUAUCGAGGAUUCAGAAGUUGCCUAUUAAAUUACUUCCGAUCAGUAAAGGUACCUCCUAAUUGUAUUACUUUAACAUUGUCGAUUGAUGGAUUGCCUCUACAUAAUAGCAGUAAUAUGCAAUUUUGGCCGAUAUUGUUCAAAAUCGAAGAACUCCCACAAGCUCCAGUUAUGGCAGCUGCAAUUUUUUGUGGAUUUCAGAAACCAAACAAUAUAGAAGAAUUUCUUCGACCAGCCGUUGAUGAGCUAAACCUCCUAAUGGCGAAUGGUAUCAUCAUUCACGGAAAGAAAGUUGUUGUGAAAAUGCGUGCUAUUGUUGCAGAUACUCCUGCCAGAGCUUUUAUUAAAGGUGUAAAAGGGCAUACCGGCUAUAACGCCUGUUUAAAAUGCACCGUUGAAGGGAAUCAUAGCGAGGCUGGACACACCAUCGUUUAUGCAAAUGAUUCAAAUGCAAGAAAACGAACAAAUGAAAAAUUCCGUAAAUAUGAAUAUCCAGGACAUCAAAUAACAACAACACCCCUAUGUCAAUUGAAUAACUUUGACAUAGUGCAGCAUGUAACCAUUUCAGAUCUGUUGCACUUGUUUCAUCUAGGGAUAAUGAAGAGAUUAAUUAUAGGAUGGCGUGAUGGAAAGCUAGGUAAGAGAGCAUGGUCCCAAGAGCAAUGCCAAAAGAUAUCCGCUGCUUUAUUAAAGAUUAAUCUUCCUUCGGAAAUGCAUCGCAAAUUACGUUCCAUAAAAUAUGCGAAUUUUUGGAAAGGAGUAGAGUUUGGAUAUUUUUUAAACUACGCGGGACUUGUUGUGUUGAAGCCACAUUUGCCAAAUGAGUUGUAUAACCAUUUUAUGUUGCUAUUUUGUGCAGUAACAUUGCUUUCGUCAAAUGUCUACAAGACGAAGUGGAAGGUGGCUGGGCAACUGCUAGACAAAUUUUUAAAAGAUUUUGAAACUUUGUAUGGUGAACGUUAUAUUAGCAGCAAUGUUCACAACCUACGUCAUGUUCUUGAAGAAGUAGAGCAUUUUGAAUCGUUGUGGUCUAUAUCCACGUAUGUAUUCGAAAAUUAUUUACAGUUUUUGAAGCGCUUGCUGCGAAGCGGGUGGAAAAAUUUAGAGCAGGCCAUAAAUCGACUGUACGAAAUGGAUGAAAUGAACAUGCAGCAUGCAUCAAAUCAAUCCAAUAGCAAUUAUCCAACUGUAAAGCAGCGCGGUAAUGUUUCAACACUUAACAUUAAUUCUAAUUUUCUACUACAGAAUAACACCCGAAAUGGCUGGUUCUUGACAAAGAACGAUCACAUAGUGAAGUUCCAAAGUGCCACAAAAGAAUAUUUAAAUGGUAGCGAGAGAAUUCGUAUUACUGGUAAAAAGAUAAAUGUGAAAGGCUUAGUUUUCAACGAACCAUUUGAGUCAAGCGAAAUUUUUGUUUUCAAAGGAUGCGUUAAUACGUUAUCUGAAACAUGUGAAGACUUCGGGUUAAAUGAUAUUAAAUGCAAAUUUGUAGCAUUGCCCACAUCGCGAAAAGAGGAAUUAAUUUUUGUUCCUGUAAUACAUACGCUUGUUGAAUAAAAUAAAAACAUAACAAAUAAAGUGAAA
Molecule: messenger RNA, 2647 nt
Organism: Anopheles gambiae (African malaria mosquito)
Lineage: Eukaryota; Metazoa; Arthropoda; Insecta; Diptera; Culicidae
Exons: 4
Coding region: 692-2620 (642 amino acids)
Biological process (GO): regulation of DNA-templated transcription; phosphorelay signal transduction system; peptidyl-histidine phosphorylation
Cellular component (GO): plasma membrane
Molecular function (GO): protein histidine kinase activity; ATP binding
Source: RefSeq, a predicted model, not a curated record